AUGGACUUGCUAAGAGAACGAGCACAGGAUAUUCGCAAUUUAUAGAACAACUAGGUGCAAAUUAAGUAAAUAAGUAUGCUCCAAAAUUUGAUUUUCUGAGUAUAGGGAGAAGAUUAGAUAGAUAAUCGAAACCGAUUCCAUGAACCAAUUAUAUUAAGCUAAGAAACUUAAUUAGAAUGAUCUACUACAAUUCCAGGAGGCCAUCAAAUUCACUCUUAAAAUAAUCGCAGUUAAUUUUGAGGUUUGAUGACUUUAAUAAUAUUAAGUUGCUCAAUCUAGAACCGACGUUGGCGUCAACCACUAAAACUGUUAUUGAACUCUAUCUAUACUACGGGCUACCAUCAAAAGCAGAUCAGUUAUAAAAUGAAAUAUAUAAUCAGAGCAAACAAACCAUUUUUUUGAUUUUGUUACAGCAUCUAAUUGACGUAACAAGAAUGGCCUUAGAAUUUACCAUCAAAAGAUAAACGAAUUUAAGGAUCUUUUGUGUGGGAAAGGAAAUCGAUAAGAAAAAAUCAACUUCCAAUCCUCCAAAGAGAUUGAAUUUUAAGAGUGUUCAAAGAAGUGAAUCAAAUACAUAAGAAAAAGUAAUUUUAUCGAAACAAUCUAUACAUCAUUUUGACACAUAAUCACCAAAUGAAUCUCCAGCAAAAACCUAAAGGAUUUUAGAAGAAAUUUAAGCAACUUCAAGAGACAAUUCUGUUAUGAGAUGUCAUCAAAUAAGACAAACUGAAAUAGUUACCAAAACUCUUCUACCAUGUAUUUACUAACCAAAAUUUAACUAAUAAUCUCUCUUUCGAUAACUAAAACAAAGAAACCUCAGCAUUUAAAAUACUAUUUCAUCCUACAUUAAGUAAAUUAAUGACAAAAUUAUUACUGAUUUAUGA
Messenger RNA from Paramecium octaurelia, 884 nucleotides. The record is from the annotation of a GenBank genome assembly. NCBI's taxonomy places the organism in Eukaryota, Ciliophora, Oligohymenophorea, Peniculida, Parameciidae.